GAAAAAAAAAUAUUAGGUUAUUCAUGCUUGUGUCACACAUUUCUAAUUUAAUAAUUUCUCUCUAAACAAUGAUAACAUUAGAGAAAAGUGGUGUACAAAUUAAACUUGCCUUACUAUAAAUAUAUCCAUUCAGCUUCUCUUUCUCUCCAUCUAAAAAAAAUGGGUGGUUUAGCGAGGCAUCUUCCUCUAUUGGUUAUGAUAGUUUUGCAAAUUCAUUAUGCAGCUCUUGCCAUCUUCACAAGAGCCGCUCUGUUAGAUGGAUUGAGUACAACGGUCUUUGUAGUGUACAGGCAUGGCAUAGCCACUUUGGCUUUGGCACCUAUGUUUCUCUCUUCUACGAGGAGACAAUCAAUGAAGAAUUCAUUGGGAUUCAGGAGCUUCACUUUGAUGUUUGUCACAGCCCUUGUUGGAGUCACAGCAAAUCAGAAUGCAUAUUUUAGAGGAUUAUAUUAUUCAUCUUCAACUGCAGCCACGGCAAUGAGUAAUCUAAUACCCGCGUUAACGUUUGUAAUUGCAACAAUUGUUGGAUUUGAGAAAAUAGAUGUACGAAGCUUAAGAAGCGUGGCAAAAAUAUUAGGGACAAUUUGUUGCGUCAGUGGAGCCUUAACCAUGGCUUUGGUCAAAGGACAGAAGCUGUUACACAUGGAGUUUCUUCCUUCUAUACACCUCACUGGCACUGGAGGUGACGACUGGCUUCUGGGUUGUCUGUUGCUCUUAGCAAGUAGUAUUUUUUGGUCAUGUUGGAUGAUCCUUCAGGUACCAAUUGCUUCAUCUUGCCCAGACCAUUUAUUAUCAACCUUUUGGAUGUGUCUCUUUUCAACACUCCAAUCAGCCAUAAUUGCACUGCUUUCUGAGCCUAAUCUUCAAGCAUGGAUUUUACCCUCACCCCUACAAAUUUCAUGUUCUUUAUACGCAGGAAUCGGAAUAGCGGUUAGCUUCCUAAUUCAAUCCUGGUGCAUCUCAGAAAGAGGACCCUUGUACUGUGCCAUGUUCAAUCCUUUGGCCACAGUCAUCACUGCUUUGAUAAGUGCAACCUUCCUAAAGGAAGAGAUAUACGUUGGAAGUUUGAUAGGGGCUGUUGGAGUUAUUGCUGGUUUAUAUAUUGUUCUUUGGGGUAAAGCCAAGGAGUUUGAGGAGUAUAAACAAGAGACACCCCAAUCAAACUUGCAAAAUGAUGAGAUAAGUAGUAAGAUAGAUUUGGAAGAACCUCUUCUGUCAGAGAAGUCUGAAAAUGUAGCAGAAGCGGAGAACAAGGUGUAGCCAUUAUCACUAAACAAAUAGAAGUUUUGGUGAAAUAAAAUUUUGAUCGUUUCAGAAUUCAUCAAACGGGUCGAAACAGCUAGAACAAGUGGCAGCUUAAACAAACUUGGCUUAAUCUCUUUCACCAAAAUUUCUAACGAAGAGAAUGUGAAAAUAAAUUCAAGCUCUGGGCCUGGAUUAAUGGUAAUUAUGUAAAAGUGAUAAUAUUUUUUUUUUUUGUAAUGAAAAUUUCUAGUAUGUCGUUAGGAGAAAAAAUAAGAAUUAAUUUCUAUUUCCUUACCUCCGUUUA
Molecule: messenger RNA, 1549 nt
Organism: Cajanus cajan (pigeon pea)
Lineage: Eukaryota; Viridiplantae; Streptophyta; Magnoliopsida; Fabales; Fabaceae
Gene: UMAMIT33
Product: nodulin MtN21 /EamA-like transporter family protein
Cellular component (GO): membrane
Molecular function (GO): transmembrane transporter activity
Source: RefSeq, a predicted model, not a curated record